This is a messenger RNA of Rubroshorea leprosula, 1537 nucleotides long. The record is from the annotation of a GenBank genome assembly. Lineage: Eukaryota; Viridiplantae; Streptophyta; Magnoliopsida; Malvales; Dipterocarpaceae.
GGAAAGGAAACCCUCAGGUUUACUGUACUGGACAAGGGGACCCUUCGUUGCAGAGAAAUUAGGUCCGGCGGGAAUUCAAAUCCGGUCAUCUGCGACGACGGAACAGAUUGCUUUCAAAAGGAGGUGAGUUUGUUCUAUCAUUAGUUAUUACAUUGAUUUCGAUUCCCAUGAUAUAUCUUCUCUGCAAGACUGCUCUCCAUGGGAGGCCGAGUAUGGCAGCCUCGCCAUUUUUCAGACGUUUCUGCAUUCUCCGAAGCUACCCAUCAAAGUUAUCUCUCAGAUUCGUCUCAACCACUUCGAAUCAGAAUUCCUUUACGCUAUCGUAUCUCAUCAACGCUUGUGGGUUCUCACCGGAAUCUGCUUCCCUGGCUUCUGCUACAUUGGCUUCCAAGGGUAUCCUAUUUGAGACCCCUGAUAAACCCGAUUCUGUCAUUGCUUUCUUCAAGAACCUUGGGAUCUCGAAAACCCAGAUUGCAAGCAUCAUCAAGAAGAGGCCCGAGCUUCUGGUUUUCGAUACUGAGAAAACCCUUUUGCCCAAAGUUGAGUUUCUUCGCUCUAGAGGUUUUUCAAGCUCUGACCUUGCCACAAUCUUGUCCCUAAACCCACAUCUUUUGGCAAGAAGCUUGGAGAAUCACAUCAUUCCUUCUUUUAAUAUUUUCAGUAAUAACCUUUCAUUGCCUGAUGAGAGUGCUUUCAAAGCUAUAAAACGCUUUCCGCGAAUUCUCACAAUGCAGCUUGAAGAUGAACUGCUACCCAACAUUAACACUCUGAGGGAAAUUGGAGUGCGUGAAUCGCAUAUUGUUAACAUUUUUAGGCUGCAUCCAAGGACAUUCUGGAUGGAUCAGGGUGCCUUCAAGGAGAUUAUUGAUCAAGUACAGAAAAUGGGGUUUCAUCCUUCAACACUGAAUUUUGUUUCGGCAAUUCGUGUAUUAAGGUCUCUUUCUAGAUCAAAAUGGGAGUGGAAGGUCGAAAUUUAUAAGAAGUUGGGUUGGACUGAGGAAGACGUUUUGAAAGCCUUUAAAUUGGAUCCAACUUGCAUGUUUAGCUCUGCAGAAAAGAUUAUUGCUGUCAUGGAUUUUCUUGUGAACAAAAUGGGUAUCCAACCUUCGGUUGUUGCCAAAGCCCCGGUUGUUCUUAAAUUGAGCCUGGAGAAGAGAAUUAUUCCGAGGGGUUUGUUUGCUCAACAUCUUAUGUCUAAGGGUUUGGUUAAGAACUUUAGCUUGCAAACAUUGUUUUAUACUACGGAGGAAUCAUUCCUUCAAAAGUUUGUGAACUGCCAUGAAGAGAAGAAAGCUUCUGAGCUGUUGAAGCUGUAUGAACAAAAACUGGGUCUUCCAAGAUGAGGGCUAAAUGUGCAAGCAGGGGGUAGGACAAGUCCAAGAUCUGGGUUAUCCCCCUACAUUAUGAUAUAUCAUUGAAUGUUCUUGAUAGUUGCUAGAUUGGGCAGGCACGGGGCCUGCAUUUUGCAGAAUGUUUAAAUUCUGAUUUAGACUCUCUGUAAAAUUCGACAUUGAUCUAAUAGAAUUCUAUAAUGUUA